AUGAAAGCGCUAAUUUCAUUUGGUGUUAUAACACUUUUAAUGGUGAUUUCAGUGCGCGCGACACCCGCCAUUAGCUCCAGUGAAAACUCGAUUCCCAUCAUGAAUCGCAAUCAAUUGGAAGAGGGCUUUCUGCGGAAACUCAACAUCAAAUGCAGUCAAAGGGACAAUCAUUCGUGUAUGAUGCUCAAACUGAUUGUCUACAUGAAUCGAAUAUUCAAAAAGUCUUCCAUCGAGAUAAAUGAAAAUUUAAAAGUCUCACAAAAUAGAGACAUCGACUCCAUACCGGAUGAUCCCGAUGAUGAUUUACUGUUGGCGCGUUCAAUUGAAUCCGACGAUGAGACGCUCGGUCUAUUGGUGGCCGGAAAAAUUUGGAAAUUUAUACGCUCACGUACGCUACGCUAUAAAUUCUCCGAUAAUGCAGACUUUGUGCUCACCACCGAACCCAAAGGUAAUUUGAACUUUGGCGUGUCCGUCAGUCCAGUGGAUGCGCUCGAAGAGGGACGUGGGAAAAUGAAAAAUAUGGGUCCAAUGUUGAUGGUAAUGAUGGCCAAGGCGGGCAUGGUGGGUGCCAUCAUGCUCAAGGGCCUAUUCCUGCUGGCAGGAAAAGCGUUAAUAGUCUCCAAAAUUGCGUUGCUCUUGUCGGUGAUAAUCGCUUUGAAGAAGUUGCUAUCACAGAAGAAACACGUAGUAGAGAUACCACAUCACGACACGUACAGUUCGGGUUGGGCGCGCGCAUUGGAUGGUUUUAUUGAGGGCAUGGCUGAGGUGCCGGCACAGAUAAUAGCACAGGAGGCGCAGGAUAUGGCAUACAAUGGACAAAUGCCAACGAAGGAGAUCCAUUAAGGGGAGUCGAUAGCCAAAAGAUGAGAGAAAUGAUGUGGUACAAAUAAACAAAUAUUUAUGAAUAAGAAAAUAGAAAAAUUCAAUGCAAAUGAGUAAAUACUUUUUAAUGCUGUAGAGUGGGUGAAUGAGAACUACAAAAAACAAAAAAAAAAAAAACAAACAAAAAAUUUUAAAUAAUGUUAAAUAAUGAAAAAAAAAGAAUACAAAAAUGUAUGCAAAAAAGAAUGCAACAGGGGAGCGCAACGCAAAGAAAUGCAAAAGGGGAGCGCAACGCAAAGAAGUGCAAAAACUAGGAGUGCAAAAAAACGGUAUGCAAAAAAUAAUGCAAAAAAGGGAGUGCAACAAAAGAAGUGCAAAAAAAAAAGGAGUUCAAAACAAUGUUUUUUACGCAACGCAGCUGCAGAAAAACUGCAAUAAAAUGUGAAAACCCAAAGCCAAUGCCACCAGCUGUGCCUGUUCAGAAGUGGCUAUUUUCCAUAGCGCAAUCUACACAUACAUGCAUACAUACACACACACAAUACAUGCACAUUUAUAGAAUCUCUUACACGCAUUUUGUUAUUAAAAAAAAUUUUAAAUUACACAGAAAUACAUCCACUAA
Messenger RNA from Anastrepha ludens (Mexican fruit fly), 1441 nucleotides. RefSeq lists its product as uncharacterized. Bases 1 to 843 code for a protein of 280 amino acids. The record is from RefSeq and is a predicted model, not a curated record. NCBI's taxonomy places the organism in Eukaryota, Metazoa, Arthropoda, Insecta, Diptera, Tephritidae. The transcript is spliced from 3 exons.